Messenger RNA from Aegilops tauschii subsp. strangulata, 2185 nucleotides. NCBI's taxonomy places the organism in Eukaryota, Viridiplantae, Streptophyta, Magnoliopsida, Poales, Poaceae. The record is from RefSeq and is a predicted model, not a curated record.
AAUAGGCAAGUAUUGCUCCUAGAAUGUCUGUCCUUUUGUAGGCUGCCCCUGCUCCAUUCUCAGGAAGUUUGGAUUGUUUGGCCACUAGGACUUGCCCUCGAUAUGGAACUGACGUGUCAAGUGCGUACACAAAUCAGGGGCAGAGCCAAGAAUUAGGCAGGGAAAUGUGGGAAGCGAAAAACAACCAAGGAUCACCAUGAUGUUAGGUGUUUCUGUCUGAAGAUCCUUUGUAUGAGAAAGUGGAGUAUAAGUUAAGUCACAGAAGUUGAAUUAAUUGGACAUUAGGUGUUGUUGCCGAAGACCCUCUGUGUGAAAUAUUGGGAUAUAAAGUGCGAAAAUUCGUGUUGGAGUCAAUUGAUCGUCAUGAACAGAACAUCACGUUUGGUUGUGUCCUCUCCCUUUUGUGACAAGCCCUUUUUAUGUGACAAGCCCAACACUGAGACAUGCUCUUAUUCUGUUCACACUCAAAUGCCACAAGACGUACCGAGAUCUGGAACAGUCCCAGGUGUUGGUUUGGUUCAUGCUCCAUUUUCGCUACUUCCAACACGUUUUCCAGCAUCUUUUUGGAAGCAAGCAUGUGAACUGGCUCCUAUUUUCAAUGAGCUUGUGGAUCGUGUGAGCUUGGAUGGGAAGUUCUUGCAAGGUUCUUUGUCUAGAACAAAGCAGGUUGACGAUUUCACUGCUAGGUUGUUAGAAAUUCAUGCAAAGAUGAUGGCAGUAAACAAGAAGGAGGAUAUCCGCUUAGGGUUGCAUCGAUCUGACUACAUGCUUGAUUCUGAAACAAAUUCUCUUCUUCAAAUUGAGCUCAACACCAUCUCAACAUCAUUUCCUGGUCUAGGCUCUCUUGUGAGCGAACUUCACAGGACCUUACUUAAUCAAUAUGGUGAAGUCUUAGGUCUUGAUUCUGAAAGGAUUCCUCGGAACUGGGCAGCCAUUCAAUUUGCUGAAGCAUUGGGCAAAGCAUGGGUUGAGUAUAAUAAUGAAAGCGCUGUAGUUAUGAUGAUUGUUCAAGCUGAAGAAAGAAAUAUGUACGACCAGUACUGGCUCAUCAAUCAUUUGAAAGAAUCGCAUGGUGUGAUGACCAUUAGGAAAACUUUGGCACAGGUGGAGGCCGAAGGACUAGUGCUUCCGAAUGGAACACUUGUGGUAGAUGGACGACCUGUUGCUGUUGUGUAUUUCAGAGCUGGGUAUGCACCGACUGACUACCCUUCAGAAGUGGAAUGGAGUGCAAGGCUUUUGAUUGAACAAUCAUCUGCUAUUAAGUGCCCUUCAAUAUCCUACCAUUUAGUCGGAACCAAAAAGAUCCAGCAAGAGCUAGCAAAACCUAGUGUUCUUGAAAGGUUCCUUGACAACGAGGAAGACAUUGCCAAGCUACGUAAAUGCUUCGCAGGGUUAUGGAGCUUGGACAAUGAAGAAAUAGUGAAAUCAGCAAUAGAAAAACCUGACUUGUUUGUCCUGAAACCUCAACGAGAAGGUGGAGGGAACAACUUGUAUGGUCAUGAUUUGCGAGAAACACUGAUCAGACUAAAGAACGAACAGGGAGAGGCGCUUGCGGCCUACAUUUUGAUGCAGCGGAUUUUUCCGAGAGCUUCUCUUACUCAGCUUGUCCAGGGCGGUGUCUGCUUUGAGGAACUUUCAAUCUCUGAGCUUGGAAUAUUUGGAUCCUACCUGCGGAACAAAGAUAAGGUAGUCAUUAAUAACCAAUGUGGUUACUUGAUGCGCACCAAAGUUUCUUCAUCAAACGAAGGUGGAGUUGCUGCAGGAUUUGCUGUUCUGGACAGCAUUCUCCUCACAGAUGAGUGAGAUAGGAAGGUGGCAGGGUUACAACUUACAAGUCACUGGUGACAGCAUGCACCGGAUGAGGAACUGAACUUACCGACAGUUGGAUGAAUGUUACUUACCGACAGUUGGAUGAAUGUUGGAACUCUCAUAUCCGCAUUCAGUCCCUUCCGUCUGCAGGCAUAGGAACAGAUAAUGCAUGUGCAGCUUUCGCUGUGCAAAAUAUGAGAUGGAAUAGGCCUUGGAAAGGUCGGAUAGAUUAGUCAUGUUCAUGUAUUUAGUAGUACCAAGUGGGAAUUAGGUCUGGAGACAAAUCAUCAUAAUUGUUCACUGAACGAUAAAUGUAUCUCCCGAACGAUCGGAAACUCGCAACAGAUCUGAACGUAGGGGAUGCCGUUCAUUUUGA